Molecule: messenger RNA, 2112 nt
Organism: Zymoseptoria tritici IPO323
Lineage: Eukaryota; Fungi; Ascomycota; Dothideomycetes; Mycosphaerellales; Mycosphaerellaceae
Exons: 2
Coding region: 1-2112 (703 amino acids)
Cellular component (GO): mitochondrion
Source: RefSeq, a predicted model, not a curated record
AUGCGAACCGCCCUUCCCCUCGCGCGAACGUGUCUCUCCUCCCUCGCCCGCCCAUCCCUCCGCCCUCAAGUCCUCCGACACAUCCACUACAGCGCCCACAGCGGCGGCCGAAGAACAAGUCCCUCCUCUCUUCUCCACUUCCUCCGCGCAAACUUCCGCGCUCCACCCUCACCCGUCAAAGGCGGCAGCGUACUCCUCGCGGCCCUCAGUCCCGUUGCUUUUGUUCAAAUCGCAGAAGAUGACGAUAAUAAAGAUGGCCUCACACAUGAGGAGCGGAUGCUGGAGUCUUCAAGGAAAGAGCUGGCGGAGCAAGUCCCAGAUCGACUGAAGAAUUCGAACAAAAUCCGAGUGGGCAUAUACAGAUUUGUGGACGAAUGGAUAUGGGAACCCUUAGCGACAGGGCUGAGAUUCUUGCAUUUGGUGGUGAUUUUCGUGCCGGUUUUGGUCUCUGUGCCGGCGAUAUGGUUUGGCGCGAGGAGACCGGAUAGGGAUAAUGAACGAGGGGGCACGCUGUGGUGGUAUGGAUUUCUGGUGUCGAGUAUGGAACGAGCGGGUGCUGCGUUCAUCAAAUUGGGACAGUGGGCGGCGAGUCGCACGGAUAUAUUCCCUACCGAGAUGUGCAUGAUCAUGUCUUCGCUGCAUUCGAACGCGCCGGCGCAUUCGUUGAAGGUGACGAAGAAGACGAUCGAGAGGGCAUUUGGCAUGCCAUUUGAGGAGAUCUUUGAUGAGUUUCACGAGCAGCCGCUGGGAGUGGGUGCUAUUGCUCAGGUCUACAAGGCGAAGCUGAAGCCAGAUUUGGCGGCAGCGGAGGAUGAUGCUGAGGACGUUCCACAAACGAUGCGGGCGAGAGCACUACGAACCGUGGAUCCAUUACUGAAGAGCACACCUCAUCGUGUGCCCUCCACCUACGUCGCGAUCAAGGUCCUCCACCCCAAGAUCGAACGGAUCGUCCGACGAGAUCUCAAAAUCAUGUCCUUCUUCGCCAGCGUCAUCAACGCCAUUCCCACAAUGGAAUGGCUCUCCUUUCCCGACGAAGUCGCCCAAUUCGGCGAAAUGAUGCGUCUCCAACUCGACCUCCGCAUCGAAGCCGCCAAUCUCACUCUCUUCCGCACCAAAUUCCGCAAUCGCUCGACCGCUUGGUUCCCAUACCCCUACACGCAAUACACCUCCCGCCAAGUCCUCGUCGAAGAAUUCGCCACGGGCAUCCCGAUGGAACAUUUCCUCGACAACGGCGGCGGCGUCUUCCAGAAAGAAAUCGCCGAAGAAGGCCUCGAUGCUUUCCUCCACAUGCUGUUGCUGGACAACUUCAUCCACGCCGACCUCCAUCCGGGCAACAUCAUGGUGCGCUUCUACAAACCCGCCACCCUCAAACACCGCGCUCCUCAUCUCCCCGUACCUUCCCUUAGCGGAGAGGAGAAGCCGAGCACCAAGACGAAAGAAGUGAAAGAGUCCACCGACGUCACCGAGGAAGUCCUCGCCCGCUUGCGACCUCACCGCCACGACAAGCCCUCCUGGCUCAACACCCUCAAGGAGAUCGAUCGCGAAGGCUACCGUCCGCAACUCAUCUUCAUCGACACCGGACUCGUGACGGAACUCAACGAGACCAACCGCGCGAAUUUCCUCGAGUUGUUCAAAGCCGUCGCGGAAUUCGAUGGCUACAAAGCGGGUCAUCUGAUGGUUGAACGAUGUCGACAACCCGACGCGGUGCUGGAUAAAGAGGUUUUUGCGUUGAGGAUGCAGCAUUUGGUACUGGGCGUGAAGUCGAGGACAUUUGCACUGGGGAAUAUUAAGAUUGGGGAUAUUUUGAAUGAGGUUUUGGAUAUGGUCAGGUCGCAUCACGUUAGGUUGGAAGGAGACUUUGUCAACGUUGUGCUUUCUAUCUUGCUACUGGAGGGGAUCGGACGCAACCUGGAUCCGGAGAUGGAUUUGUUCUCGGGUGCCCUCCCCAUUCUCCGGCAACUCGGCGCGCAGUCCAGCAAGUCCAUCUUCCAGUCGGGAGACCUAUCAAUGGUGAAAGUCUGGGCGGGACUCGAAGCGAGGAAGUUUUUGCAGGCGAGCGUCGAGAGCGUGGAGAAUUGUGUCAAGUAUGAUAUGUUGUCGCCGAACUUUUAG